Molecule: messenger RNA, 717 nt
Organism: Caenorhabditis remanei
Lineage: Eukaryota; Metazoa; Nematoda; Chromadorea; Rhabditida; Rhabditidae
Exons: 4
Coding region: 1-717 (238 amino acids)
Source: RefSeq, a predicted model, not a curated record
AUGUUUGGAAAAGUAUUGACGACUUCGAUUCUGAUUGCGUUGACUUUUGCUGCGCCUUCAACUGAAGAAGGCAAAAGCAGCAAACGUCGUCAAUACAUUACUCCACUCGCUGGAGCUGCUCAAGUCCCACGCAAUCCAGUGUUCUUCGCACCACCAGCUCUUCCAGUAGCUGCUGCUCCAGCCUUUGUCCGUCCAGCAUUCGCUCCAGUUCCAGUUGCAGCUGCACCAGCUUUAGUUCGCCCAGCUUUUGCUCCAGUCCCAGUUGCUGCUGCCCCAGCGAUUCCAGUUGCCGCUCCUCCAAUGCUUCAACAACCAGCUGUUGUUGCUCCAGUUGUUGCUCCAGUUGGACAAUGCCCAGGAGGACCAUCUCUUCCAAUUGAGUGUGAUCCAAAAAGACCAUGGCCACAAUGCCCACCACAAUCAUACUGUUAUGCUACCAACUCUGUUGAUAUUGGGCCAUAUUUCUGCUGUCCAAUCUGGUCAACUUAUGGAGCUGCCUGGCGUCCAGCUACUCCAUUCUACAACUACGUUCCACCAGUUCCAGCCAACUGGCCAGAUGUUGCUAGAAUGACCGCUAACUGGCCAGCUGCUGCCGUUGCCAUGCCACUCAAGGCCCGUAAGCAACAGAAAAAUGAAGGAGACGACGAGGAGACGGAAGAUGAGCAAAAGAUAGGAUCAGCCAUCGAUGGAUGGGUUGAGCGUCAAGCUAAAUUGUAA